Penicillium canariense is the source of this 384-nucleotide messenger RNA. RefSeq lists its product as uncharacterized. Bases 1 to 384 code for a protein of 127 amino acids. NCBI's taxonomy places the organism in Eukaryota, Fungi, Ascomycota, Eurotiomycetes, Eurotiales, Aspergillaceae. The record is from RefSeq and is a predicted model, not a curated record. The transcript has 2 exons.
AUGAAGUUCUCUGUCGCUGCUCUCGCUGUCUUGGCCACCGCUGUCUCGGCUCAGUACGACCAGCCUCCUCAGCAGUACGGUCAGCAGUCGCCUCAGCAGUACGGCCAGCAGCAGUAUCAGCAGCCUCAACAGUAUCAAUACGGCCCUCCCCCAGUACAGAACAAGUACUCCCCGGCUGAGGCUCAGGCUUGGCACAACUGCGUUAACGGUCUCCUGGAUCAAUUCAACCUCGGCCAUGAUAAGUCGCAGGCUGGUUGCUCCUUCUGGACUUGCCUUGAGACCACUGCCGGCCAAUACAACCGUGGAGGUGCCCUUGCUACGAUUGGCCAAGGAGUCAGCUUGGCUUGCAAGGGUGUUGGUUUCCUCCCUGGCAACUGGAUUUAA